AUGGUAGGCAUUUCAUUCUCAGAAAAUGAGUCCUUUCCAGAAUUGAGAAACUAUAUUAUUUGGCCGUUAUUGACAAAACAAAUAGGCAAGAAGUCAUUUUUUAUUAACAUAAAGAAAUUGGAAAACACCAUUGAAACAUUGGAGGAGUUGGAAAAGCAAAUCGGUCGCCUUGAUCUAACCAAGUAUCUUGAUUCGGGUAAACAAGAAACAAGGGAAUCUUCAACUUCUGUUGUUGAUGAAUCUGAUAUCUUAGGUAGGCAGAAAGAAAUAGAGGGAUUGAUUGAUCGUUUGUUGUCUGAGGAUGGAAAGAAUCUGACUGUAGUUCCUGUUGUUGGAAUGGGGGGCGUGGGCAAGACAACACUUGCUAAAGUUGUUUACAAUGAUGAGAAUGUGAAAAAACAUUUUGAUUUGAAAUCUUGGGUUUGUGUGUCUGAACCAUAUGAUAUUCUCAGAAUAACAAAGGAGUUACUUCAAGAAAUUGGUUUAACGGUUGAUAACAAUCUGAAUCAACUUCAAGUCAAAUUGAAGGAAGGCUUAAAGGGAAAAACAUUUCUUAUCGUCCUAGAUGAUGUGUGGAAUGAAAACUAUAAAGAGUGGGAUGACUUGAGAAAUCUUUUUGUACAAGGAGAUGUAGGAAGUAAGAUCAUUGUGACGACACGUAAGGAGAGUGUUGCCUUGAUGAUGGGUUGUGGGGCAAUCAACGUGGGGACUCUGUCUAGUGAAGUCUCUUGGGAUCUAUUCAAGCGACAUUCAUUUGAAAAUAGGGAUCCUGAGGAACAUCCAGAACUUGAAGAGGUUGGAAUACAAAUUGCACACAAGUGCAAAGGAUUGCCUUUAGCUCUAAAGGUACUUGCUGGUAUUUUACGCUCCAAAUCAGAGGUGGAUGAGUGGAGAGACAUUUUAAGAAGUGAAAUAUGGGAGCUGCAAAGUUGUGCGAAUGGAAUCUUACCAGCGUUGAUGUUGAGCUACAAUGAUCUUCGUCCACAAUUGAAGCGGUGUUUUGCUUUUUGUGCAAUAUAUCCGAAAGAUUAUCUAUUUUGCAAAGAACAAGUUAUUCACCUGUGGAUUGCUAAUGGUCUUGUACAACAGUUGCAUUCAGCUAACCAUUACUUUCUCGAGUUGAGAUCGAGAUCAUUGUUUGAAAAGGUCCGAGAGUCUUCUGAAUGGAAUUUGGGGGAGUUCUUAAUGCAUGACCUUGUCAAUGAUUUGGCCAAAAUUGCAUCUUCCAAUCUGUGUAUUAGGUUGGAAGAGAUCGAAGCAUCUCAUAUGUUGGAACAAAGUAGGCACAUAUCCUAUUCAAUGGAAAAAGGUAACUUAGAAAAGUUGAAACCCUUGUACAAUUUGGAGCAGCUGAGGACAUUGCUUCCCCUCAAUAUCCAGCAGUAUUCAUUCCCUCAAAGUAAGAGGGUUCUGCAUGACAUAUUUCCAAGACUAACAUCCCUAAGGGCACUAUCACUGUCUCAUUAUCUGAAUAGGGAGUUGCCAAAUGACUUGUUUAUCAAGUUAAAGCACCUAAGGUUUUUGGACCUCUCUGGGACAUUCAUAAAAAAGUUGCCAGAUUCAAUUUGUGUACUGUACAACUUAGAGACACUUCUCUUGUCACAUUGUAGUUAUCUUAAGGAGCUACCUCUGCAUAUGGAAAAAUUGAUCAACUUGCGGCACCUUGACAUUAGCAAAGCUCAUUUGAGGACACCACUACAUCUAAGCAAGUUGAAAAGUCUCGAUGUGCUAGUGGGAGCCAAUUUUAUUCUAAGUGGUCGCGGUGGUUUUAGAAUGGAAGAUUUGGGUGAAGUACAUAAUUUGUAUGGAUCUCUAUCAAUUCUAGAGUUGCAAAAUGUGGUUGAUAGAAGGGAAUCUCUGAAGGCAAACAUGAGGGAAAAGAAACAUGUUGAAAGGUUAUCUUUGGAGUGGAGCGGAAGUUUUGCUGACAAUUCACAAACUGAAAGAGACAUACUUGAUGAGCUACAACCAAAUACAAACAUAAAAGAAGUCGAAAUCACUGGAUAUAGAGGGACAAAAUUUCCAAAUUGGCUUGGUGAUCAUUCAUUUCAUAAGCUAAUAAACUUGUCUCUUAGCAACGGCAAAGACUGUGAUUCCUUGCCAGCGCUAGGACAGCUUCCUUGUUUAAAAUUCCUUACCAUUAGAGGGAUGCAUCAAAUAACAAAGGUGACUGAAGAGUUCUAUGGUAGUUCGUCCUCCACAAAGCCAUUUAACUCUCUUGAGAAACUUGAAUUUGGAGAGAUGCCGGAGUGGGAGGCCCUAUGGACAUGA
Solanum verrucosum is the source of this 2271-nucleotide messenger RNA. RefSeq names its product putative disease resistance RPP13-like protein 1. Lineage: Eukaryota; Viridiplantae; Streptophyta; Magnoliopsida; Solanales; Solanaceae. The transcript has 3 exons. The record is from RefSeq and is a predicted model, not a curated record. Gene Ontology annotation, biological process: defense response to other organism. Gene Ontology annotation, molecular function: ADP binding. The coding region runs from base 1 to 2271 and encodes 756 amino acids.